This is a messenger RNA of Owenia fusiformis, 3449 nucleotides long. NCBI's taxonomy places the organism in Eukaryota, Metazoa, Annelida, Polychaeta, Sabellida, Oweniidae. The record is from the annotation of a GenBank genome assembly.
UUAGCGAAUGAGUGUCAUUUAACGGACUAAGAAAAAAAGCAGAAUACAAUUUAAACAUAAACUGAAAAUAAUAUAUUUUUUAUCAGAUAGACAUAUUAAUUAUAAUUUAAGUAAAAAAAGAUGGACCGAAGAAAAUUUGAGCAAUCUUUGGAAACCACUACUCAGCUGACAAUGGAGAAUAGCACAUCGCUUCCAAACAUGAAAUAUGAAGAGGGAUUGAUCAAUUUGGUACUCAACAAUUCAUAUUCGGAAGAGGCUUUCGUGAUAAAACUGUUCAUGUUCAUAACAAUGAUAGUUGGAGGCAUUGGUAAUUUAAUAGUACUCGUCGUAUAUUACAUGAAAACUAAGAAAUCGAUUGCGAAUUAUUUUAUGUGGAUACUUUCUGGUGUGGACUGUUUUAGCUGUGUAAUUUUACACCCGUAUGUCAUUGCGAAACUCUACAUGAAAUUCACCCAAACUUCACUGAUAUGUAAAAUAUUUGACUUUAUGAUUCACUGGAAUCUUUCGUUGCAAGUAAACUUGUUGGCUGCAAUUUCGAUAGACAGAUACUACGCUGUUUGCCACCCACUAAAAUUUGCCGGUGCAUUUAAACGAAUGGUCGUCCUGUUGUCAAUUGUGGUUGUUAUGGCGACCUUUGGAAGCAUUCCUAUUCUUGAAUUCUAUGGAAUAAGAACAAUUACUUUUAAAGUUAAUGAUGUCCUUUACGAGGCACAUUUAUGUCACUAUAGCGAUGUGUAUGAUGGAACCCUGUCCCAAUCUAUAUUUAACAUGAUCGUGAUGACUGUGUACGUAAUGAUACUGACCAUAAUAUCAACGAUGUAUGGUGCUGUUGCUAAAGCAGCAUACAAGAGUCGAAAACGGAUAGGACCCACACGAAACUUUGAACUAAAUGCCACAAGUUCAUCCUCUUCAGGGAAGAAAACUGAGAUUCUAUCUAGAUCGAAAAUAAGCAAAGGUGUAAGCGAAGAAGCGCAGUCAUCUCCGACUAUUCGUCGGCGUAAAAGUACAUCCGAAUUUGUUUUCAUGGAAAAUAUCGAAGAAAAGGCUGAGUACAAAGAAAAUGAUAGUAUGGCAGAAGAUAUGGCUGAAAAUGGCGAUGCAAAUGCUGAUGCUACAUUUAAGAAACCCGUCGCACACAGUAUUGAAAAUGAGUCACCAACUGAACAAACAACCGAAUUAGAUUUGUUACCACGCCAGCUAUAUAUAACCAGUCACGAUGUACAUGUUAAGUAUCUCCACCCUUUAUAUCAUACACGAAAAAAGAACAGUAAUAAAAAGAAAGGACUGAAAAGGAAUGACGAUAAGAACGUCGUGAUUGACGAUCAUAAGAUAGGCAUUACCCUAAUACCUGCUCCGGAGAUCAUGGGCGCGAAUAUUGAUGAAUGUAUUCCUUCGACAAGUAGUUGUACAGAUAUAAAUCUACCAUAUGAUAUUGCUCAACGGGAAAAAGAAUUAUCAGAAAAACUGAAGAAGAAACAUAUACCAUUUACUUCGAAGUGGAAUGAAUACGGAGGACAUAUUGAGAAACCUCCACACGCAACUGAAACACAAGCUGGAUCUGAUCAACAAGAUGCAGUUGCUAAAGUUGACAAAGCAUAUGUUCGAAAAGAUAGGACUAGCAAAAAGCACGCUAUACCGUCUAACGGAUUAAAAACUGCCAAACUUUUGUUCUUGGUAACAGUUGUAUUCGUGUUGUCAUGGACACCGUUUUGGGCAAUGAGGCUAUGGUUUAUCGUGAAUUCCGCACUAUUUCAGAGGAAAUCACAUACCGAUAAAAUGUUACAUGAUUUCUUUGACCAUCUCUUCUACCUGAAUAAUGCGAUCAACCCCGUCUUGUAUUCUUUGAUGCAUAAAGCAUUUGUCGUUGAUUGCAAAACCUGCUAUAGAAAGCUAAGAAAUCGACUUUUAAACUUUUCAUGGCGCAGAUAGCCUACCUUGUUUAAUCGGUGUAAAAACCAUUCUGAUACUCAUAGCAUCUUUCUAUUUCACCUGAAAAUCUACAGGGUUGGCCAAAAAACAAUACCCAACUUUAAAUCAUAAUGAAAAUAGCUAUGUUCAAUAUGAUACAUUGAUUUAUAUAUCAUUUUAAAGGUAAUCCAUUUUCGAACAAUCUGGUAUAUAACACUAUGUCAUGAAAGCAAUAUUAAAGUUUUAUUAUGCUUAUUUGGGAGGUCGGGUUGGUAUUUAAGGUAUCCAGAUUUUAGGGAGAAAAUAGUAAAUCUGCGGAAUGAUGUUAAUUUUUUAUUUAUAGAAUAUCAUUUUGUUAGGUGAAUACAUGCUUGUAAAUUUGCAUAUUGUGUGACUUAACUUAUUGUUUAUGAAUUUUAGUGUUGUUUAUUAUCAAUAAGUAAUCAAAGGGGGUAUGUUAAAAGACAUUAAACGUAUAUGUGACGAGGAUUUUAUUUUCCAACAAGACAUUGCCUCGUACCAUAGAUCUCAGGAGACAUUGACAUUCCUUUGCAAACAAGGUGUCAAUUUGAUUGAUCUCGAUGCUUGGCCACCCAACAGCCCCGAUGCUACAUAUAAUGUGUUUGAUUACCAUACAUGGAGCCAUCUCGAGGAAAUGGUACAAACAAAAGCAUCCAAUAAACAGCAUUGAUGAGCUGAAACAGAAUCCUAAUGUGCUGAAAUGAAUAGCAACAGAAAUCUCUCAAUAAGGCUAUUGAUAGAUUACGCUACCACUUGAAGCUUAUUGUUGAUGCAGAGGGGAGGGGGUGGGGGUAUAUUGAGCAAUUGGGAAAAUUGUUUAAAUAAAUAAAGUGUAAAAUGUUAUUAAACAACACUGAAAUUCAUAUACAAUAUAUUUAGUCACACAAUGAUGAAAAUAUCAAUCCAAGCAUGUAUUCACCUGACAAAAGAAUGACAUUCUACAAGUAUAAAUAAAAAUUAACAUAAUUCCGCAGAUUUACUAUUUUCUCCCUUAAAUCUGGAGACCUUAAAUAGCAACCCGGCCUCCCAAAUAAGUAUAACAAAACUUUACUAUUGAUUUCAUGACAUAGUGUUAUAUACCAAAUGGUGUGAAAUUGUAUAUCCUUUAAAAUGAUAUGUAAGUCAAUGUACCAUAUUGAAUGUAACUAUUUUUAUCCUGAUUUCAAGUUGGGUAUUGUUUUUUUGGCCCACCCUGUACAUGCGUUGAUAAUGCUGAGAACAAUUGCAUAGUAUUGAAUAUGGAUCAGAGGUACAUGAAUAUAAUUGUAAAUAGAAUGUUGAACAAUGUGAGAAGAUCCAUCAUAAUUUGGAAGGUUAUUUAACGUUAUGAAAAAUCCAAUUGUACGUCGUGACAGACGAUAUUUUUAAUGUUCUGUGACGCAGUAUGUUAAUGUAAAUAUGUACAGAGACGCAGUCUGUUAACGUAAAUGUAUUUAUUUAAUUGUAAUGUGCUCACGUAAAUAUGAACUGAAUGUAAUUAUCUGAUUAUGGUACAAUACAAGUAGAGUCAACUGUAAGAA